This is a messenger RNA of Serendipita indica DSM 11827, 867 nucleotides long. Lineage: Eukaryota; Fungi; Basidiomycota; Agaricomycetes; Sebacinales; Serendipitaceae. The record is from the annotation of a GenBank genome assembly.
AUGUCAGCAGAACAACCAACUGAAGCUCACGCUCCUGAGCAACCGUCUACUACGGUUCCCGAAGUUGAAGAACCCCAGAACGAGCUCACAAAGGCAUUCUCAGAGCAAGACAUUCAGGGUGUAAAGUUUCUACGGUCUAAACUGCCCGAAAUCGCAGAAGAGGUCUAUUCGGAAAAGGGAAAGACCAUCUCCCUCUGGGGUGUCGACUUGUCACCAACUGCACCUACGGCGAAAUCAAGCGUGGUUUUGGUCAAGUUUGUCCGUGCAAGACCCGGCAAUUUGGAAGCAGCCAAAGAUAUGCUAGUGUCGACCCUAAAGUGGAGAAAGGAUUUUAAAGUCGACGGAAUCACCAGCGAGUCUUUCCCCGAGGAUGUGUUCGGCAAAGUCGGUGUCAUUGCUGGACACGACAAGGGUGGACGUCCUGUCACCUAUAAUUUUUACGGCUCGACGGAUCCCAACAUUGUAUUCAAAGAUGUGGAUCAAUUUCUGAGAUGGAGGGUCGGUUUGAUGGAACGCGGGAUCCAGCUCAUCAAUUUCGAGACUGUGGACAGCAUGGUGCAAGUUCACGACUAUGCCGGUGUCAGUAUAAUGGGCGGUAGGACAGCCAAUUCCAAAGCAGCGGCAAAGCAAGCGAGUCAAAUCUUUAGUGACUAUUACCCGGAGCUUCUUUACAAGAAAUUCUUCGUGUCCGUCCCAGCAGUGCUGACGUGGAUAUUCUGGACGUUUACGGCGCUGCUUUCCCCUGCUACACGGGAGAAGAUGUCCGUCGUAGGGAGCGGGCCCGAGACUAUUUCUGAUGCCCUCCUUCCUGUCAUUGACAAGGGUGAACUACCCAAGCGGUACGGUGGGGAGGGUUCCGAUAUCUAA